AUGCUUUUCAGUCAAUAUCUCCCGUCGUAUGACGAAGUUGGGAGAGUCAUAUGCCUUAUUGUGUCCGCUACUUAUGCUGCAUAUCCAUUUAUGCAAUUUGGAAUUGUCUACAAUCGUGUUAUAGCCCUUUUCCUUCCCUUCAAAUUCGACAAACUCUGCCCUAUCCAAGCAGCUUGGAUUUUCGUAACGUUAGGGUUAUUAUAUGCUGCCUUCUUCGUCGCUCAUCAGUUAGCCCAUGGAUGUCGUUUUGCAUAUGACGCAAAGACGUUAAAUUGGCAGUAUCUCAACUGCCCUUAUGAAGACAGAAAAUACUUUUACAUAUUCCCUGUUUUAAUCAUGACAGCCGCCGUUUUGAUAUUGAACUCAGUUGUUGCUUUCCAGCUUAUGAUAAAGAAGCUCAAAGCGACCACAUCUUGUUUAUACGAGAAAAAGAAUAGAAGAAUGUUUUGGCAGGGAUUUGUGCAAGAUGUCUUCAACGCCAAUGAUCUUAUUUGGCAAUGUUUCCUAAGUGGUUUGAUAAAUUCGCCAAUAUGGGUUUUUAUCGCGGACACACUCGUUUGGGAAUUGUCACCCAUUUGUGACGGGUAA
Messenger RNA from Cylicocyclus nassatus, 588 nucleotides. The record is from the annotation of a GenBank genome assembly. NCBI's taxonomy places the organism in Eukaryota, Metazoa, Nematoda, Chromadorea, Rhabditida, Strongylidae.